GCUUGUCGACAAACCGUAACGAGAUGUUGCUGCUAUCGGUAGCACUGCUUGCGAUCGUGCUGCUCCUCGGACUGCAGUACAUCUUCUCGUACUGGCAUCGCCACGGACUUCCCCACCUAAAGCCGGAGAUUCCCUACGGAAACCUGCGAUCCGUGGCCAAGCGCCAGCAAUCGCUGGGAGUCGCCAUCACCGAGCUGUACCGGCGCUCAACGGAACCACUUGUCGGGAUCUACCUGUUCUUCACGCCGGCGAUCUUGGUUCGCGAUGCCACGCUGGCCAAGCGGAUUUUGACUGUGGAUUUCGGAAGCUUCCAGGAUCGUGGAGUUUUGUACGACAAGAAGCGUGACCUGUUUUCGUGCAACAUGUUUGCGGCGCCGUUCAGCUCGUGGCGACCGGUUCGGAGCAAGUUGACGGCGGCGUUCAGUUUGAGUCAACUGCGGGGUAUGCUACCGACGGUGCUGGACGUUGGGGCGAAGUUGGAGGAUCGCUUGGGGGUUGCGGCGGAGAGUGGAGACGCUGUUGAUCUUAACGGUAUUUGUAUGCGUUACGUGGUGGACGUCAUUGCCGAGGUGCUCUUUGGCUUUAAAGCGGACUCUAUUGGCAACCCGGAACAUCCGUUCUACACCAUUGGUGGUAAGCUAAUACAGAAUACUGUGAUGAACAACGUUCGUACAUCCGGAACGUUCAUCUGUCCGGAUUUGCUGAAACUGUUGAGGGUUUCUUCGAUAUCGCGAAAAGUCUCCAACUUUAUGAUCAGCCUGGCGAGGCAGCAGAUGAAGUAUCGUGCGAAGAAUGACUUGGCUAGAAAGGAUUUCUUGCAGUUGCUGACUGAUCUUCAUCAAGAAGAUCUGUCACUUGAAGAGUGCGCAGCGAAUGUGAAUCUGUUCUACACUGCAGGUUCGGAAACCACCAAAGCUACAGUCAUCUACACUCUGCACGAGCUAGCUCAUCAUCCAAAGGUCAUGGGACGGCUUGUAGAAGAAGUUGAUGAAAGCCUCAAGCAAUCAGGUGGUGAGAUCAGCUACGAUCUUGUGAAGAGUAUGUCAUAUUUGGACCUGUGCAUGAAGGAAACCCUAAGAAAGUAUCCCGGACUGUUUUUCUUGAACCGGAAGUGCACCCACGACUAUCAGGUUCCCAACUCGCGGCUGGUCAUCAAGAAGGGCACCCAACUAGUCAUUCCGUUGAAGGCCUACGGCAUGGAUGAGCGGUACUUCCCGAAUCCGGAGAGCUACAUCCCCGAACGAUUUCUCGAGGAGACGAAAAAUUACGACGAGCACGCCUACGCACCGUUUGGAGAAGGACCGCGGAAGUGCAUAGCUCCUCGAAUGGGAAUUUUCGUCGCCAAAGUGACCUUGGUCAGGCUGCUGUCUAAGUUUCGGUUUGAGGCUACACAAGAGCUGAAGAUUGAGUUUGCCCCCUCGGUGGUUCCACUCGUUCCGAAGGAUGGAUGCGCGGCCAAUGUGUUUCUGUUCUACGCAGCAGGUGCGGAUACCACUACGGAUGCCAUCACCUACACGAUCCACGAGCUGACCCAUCGACCGGAUCUCAUGCAGAAGGUUCAAGCGGAGAUUGACGAUGCGCUUGAGAAGUCCAACGGUGAGAUCAACUACGAUGUGGUUCACGAAAUGAAACUUCUAGACAACUGCGUAAAGGAAACCCUCAGGAAAUACCCAUUUCCAAUCUUGAAUCGCGAAUGUACCCAGGACUAUCAGGUUCCAGACUCGAAACUGAUCAUCAGGAAGGGAACUCCGGUGAUCAUACCGCUGCAAGCGUACGGGAUGAGUGAGAAGUACUUCCCGGAACCGAAUCGAUACCUUCCCGAGCGAUUCGAUCCUUCCACAAAAAAUUACGACGAAAAGGCUUAUUUUCCAUUUGGAGAUGGUCCGCGGAAUUGUAUUGGUUCCCGGAUGGGCAGUGCCGUCUCAAAGAUCGGCAUCAUCAUGCUGCUUUCGAGGUUCAAUUUUGAGGCGACUCAAGGUGCGCAGAUAGACUUUGCUCGGGCCCAAAUUGCGCUGGCUCCGGAGAAUGGCAUUUCUCUUAAGAUAUCCAACAGGAUUAGUAACUUGAUGUAAGUUUUUUUCUUCUCAAACCUUAAAAAU
Messenger RNA from Culex pipiens pallens (northern house mosquito), 2099 nucleotides. Its product is annotated as cytochrome P450 6d1-like. Gene Ontology annotation, molecular function: monooxygenase activity; oxidoreductase activity, acting on paired donors, with incorporation or reduction of molecular oxygen; iron ion binding. The transcript has 4 exons. Lineage: Eukaryota; Metazoa; Arthropoda; Insecta; Diptera; Culicidae. Bases 24 to 2072 code for a protein of 682 amino acids. The record is from RefSeq and is a predicted model, not a curated record.